UGACAAGAGCGCCAGUGUAAGCCAGGCUGCCGCCGGGGGAGGACCGCUGCCCACCGCUCUCCGUCCACUCCCCAGGUGGUUAACGACAGGAGGCAUCAUGGGCAAGCGCCUUCAAACGCGGGCGGCCGUCGCUUGUGUGAAGACAUUACUGAUGAUCUUCAACGUCGUCUUCUGGGUGAUGGGGGCCAUGAUGCUGGCCGCCGGCAUCCUGGUGAAGGUGGAGGUGUACAAGUACGUGGAGGUCUCCGCCGAGUUCUCCGCCACCGCCCCCUACGUCCUGGUGGCCACCGGGGGCCUCAUGCUCCUGCUGGGGCUCCUCGCCUGCUGCUGCACCGCCAAGGGCCAGCCUGUGCUCCUCUACAUCUACGCAGCCUUCCUGCUGGUGAUCUUCGUCAUCAUGGUGGGGUCUGGCGUGAGCACGUGGGCCUUCAGGAAGCAGCUGAAGGUGGGCUACGAGGACGGGCUCACCAGAGCCUUCACCGAGUACGACCGCUCCCCCACCAUGAGGAGCGCCGUCGAUAGUCUCCAAAAUACGCUUAACUGUUGCGGCAUCCAGAACGCCAGCGACUGGGUAGCCAUGCCCUUUGGUCAGACCCACGACACGCCCUACCCCGACUCCUGCUGCAGGGAGGCCCAGGACAACGUGUGCCUCGCCCUACACCCUCAGGGCUGCUACUCCACCGUUGUCCAGUUCCUGGAGUCCAGUACGGGUCUCCUCCUCGUCAGCUCCCUCUGCUUCGCUGGCUUCCAGCUGGUGGGCGUGGUGCUGGCCUGCUGCCUCGCCCGUAACAUCAACAGGGCCAAGUACGAGCAGGUCUGAGGCCGCGCCCCGCUCCCCCGCCCACUGCCUCCGCCCACCGACCAGCAGUACGCCCACGCCUACACCCACCCGUCUCGCCCCAUAGCUCACGCCACCAUCGGCAGGAGUCUCUCGGGCGGGGCGAGGUCCCUGCCCCGGCCGACGCCCAGGCCGGCGCCCCCAGAGACCUCAUUCCACGUUUAAGUUCACCUGAUACUUCGAAGACGACCUCUUCUGCUGGGCUCACUACCUUCUCUACGGCUUCAAGAGUUGUGUUCUUUCUUAAGUUCUUCCAUAUGAAGGCGUGGAUAUACGGAAGCAAUUAGCAUACUGUGGGCGUUAUCGACUGGGUGUUUGGGAGUGGGGAAUGGGAGGGAAGUGGGGCAUGGGAAGGGAGUGGGAUAUCGGAGGGGAGGGGUAAAGGGAGGGAAGUGGAUGUAAGAGACAAUGAGAGGGAGGGGAUGGGGCAAGGGACAGUGUGUGAUGGGAGUGGAACACAGGGCGAGGCCACUCGACGGUGACGUGGACAAUAACAAACAUCAGCUGAUGACAGCCAGCUGCUGUGACUGUGACGUGGACAAUAACAAACAUCAGCUGAUGACAGCCAGCUGCUGUGACUGUGACGUGGACAAUAACAAACAUCAGCUGAUGACAACCAGCUGCUGUGACUGUGACGUGGACAAUAACAAACAUCAGCUGAUGACAGUCAGCUGCUGUGACUGUGACGUGGACAAUAACAAACAUCAGCUGAUGACAGCCAGCUGCUGUGACUGUGACGUGGACAAUAACAAACAUCAGCUGAUGACAACCAGCUGCUGUGACUGUGACGUGGACAAUAACAAACAUCAGCUGAUGACAGUCAGCUGCUGUGACUGUGACGUGGACAAUAACAAACAUCAGCUGAUGACAGCCAGCUGCUGUGACUGUGACGUGGACAAUAACAAACAUCAGCUGAUGACAACCAGCUGCUGUGACUGUGACGUGGACAAUAACAAACAUCAGCUGAUGACAGUCAGCUGCUGUGACUGUGACGUGGACAAUAACAAACAUCAGCUGAUGACAGCCAGCUGCUGUGACUGUGACGUGGACAAUAACAAACAUCAGCUGAUGACAGCCAGCUGCUGUGACUGUGACGUGGACAAUAACAAACAUCAGCUGAUGACAGCCAGCUGCUGUGACUGUGACGUGGACAAUAACAAACAUCAGCUGAUGACAGCCAGCUGCUGUGACUGUGACGUGGACAAUAACAAACAUCAGCUGAUGACAGUCAGCUGCUGUGACUGUGACGUGGACA
Messenger RNA from Procambarus clarkii (red swamp crayfish), 2093 nucleotides. RefSeq names its product tetraspanin-7. NCBI's taxonomy places the organism in Eukaryota, Metazoa, Arthropoda, Malacostraca, Decapoda, Cambaridae. Gene Ontology annotation, cellular component: plasma membrane. The record is from RefSeq and is a predicted model, not a curated record.